AUGAGUUCCGCGUCCGACUACAAGCAUUCCGAACCGUCAGAAGAUUCUAGCCAUGAAAGCUCGCAACCGCCUACAGUGUCUCACACACCGCAGAAGCGACGCCGCCUAGAGUCGAUCGAUCCUGCCCGUGUACGCAAAUACUAUCUCGAGGGAAAGUACAACGACGCCUACCGCGUGCUGUUCAACGAGGACGUGAACCGAGCGGCGGCGCGCUUCGAGACGCACUCCGAGAACUUCCAAUACUACAACAGGCAGAUUGGUGCAUCAAACUGGUCGCCAAGGGAACAGGCCAUCUUCUUUGGGGCUCUUGAGCGACUAGGAAAGGACGAUAUUGCCGGUAUAGCAGGUGCUAUCGGCACCAAGAGCAUACCAGAGACGCAGGAGCUACUUUUACUGCUCUACGAUGCUGCCACAAAGCAGGGCGAUGCCAAGUUGACGCUUCGCCAUGUCCCCGCGGCCAUCGAAGUGAGCGACGAGUGCAACGAGCAGCUGCACGUUGCGGCCGAGGCUUUGGCCUGGUUCCAGGAGGUCUUCGAGGCAAAUCAGGAGCGAGACAAGUUCGGCGACCACUGGCUAAUCACGCCUGCGGUAGCCGACAAGAUCGAGAGCGCACUCGACGUCCGCAAUCUGCGAGCCACAACAUCACCGCUUGCGAGCGAGUCAGAGCCAGAACCUUCACGAAGGGGUGGCAGAGUAAUCAUAGGAGCAUGUACUUCAUGCAAAAAGUUCAAGCAAAAGUGCGAUCGAGCAACACCAUGCGCCAACUGCGUGCGACGAAAUACGGGCGAAUGUAUCUACCCAGAGCAAUCCAUCAAACCCGAGACGGGCGAUCAAUUUGACAAGAGAUCGAAAAAGCCCAAGCCCAAGGCUGGUAUCCUCCAAGACAUUCCCGAAGCCGGUCUACUACAGCCACAGGUUAUGCUCACCCUCUCCAAGACACUGUUCAUGAACCGCUCGCCUACAAUACCCUCGCCCUGGCCACACUGGUCUGAAUACACCUCUGAGUUUGCUCAAGAACCAAGCAUCUAUCGUAGCGCCUUCAACGAUCUCCACACCCUGGUGGUCUCCGUCACCAAGCGGCUCGUACAGACGGCUAUUAUACAAGCAACUUCACGUCUUCGAGCACAAAGACAGCGAGUAAAAGGCGGUGUCCCCCUAAUAAAGCGAAGAGACGCCUUGACUGCUAUCGAUGUUGUAGGCAUGCCACGGAACAGUCAGGAGAGAUGGCGAGGAGUAGCCAGACGAUGUGCGUUGAGAGUGUACGAAGGCAAAUGGUCGCGUUACCGACGUAAUAAAACCAGACGAGAGGUGCCGUGGGACGAAUUCGAGCGAAUUAUGGCCCCAGUUGAGCCAUCAGCAGAGCUCUCGACCACAGACGCAGAGAUGUCCGGUAAUGACAAUGCCGGUUUCAGUGCAAGAGCAAAGCGGAGCGGAACACCACUUCCUAUGGAUCAGCUUGGGCUAUCGGAUUCCGACGAUGAAUUACUCCUCGAAGAUAGCGCACCUCCUUCCCGAAGCACAUCCCAGCCCAGAAAUACUGUAGAUCAGCUUGCAAAUUCACCACCGGCCACGGAUUCUGAGAAGCAUGGACCCCAAAAGUUGACAUUGGCCGACUUUGAUCGAGAGACAAGUCGAAAAGAGGAACAAAAUCUCUGGAAAAUGCUUGGUCUUGAGCCAGUCAUCAAAGCUGAAGAAACGAACAUCGAUCGAGACAGCGACGAGGAAGAUCUAGAUGAAGACGAAAAGAUUAGAACAGUGCCCGAUGGUUGGCGCUCUUGGACAAGUUGUCGUGCCGAAUGGGAGGAACUCAGCACACCUCCACCUGAAUUUGCCUUUCUGGCAAACCAGAAACCUCUUGACGUCCCGCCUAUUCUUCAAGGAGACACUUCAGACACCACCGAGUCUACCUCCGACAGUGACACUAAUGCGCCGACGCGAAGGUCCAAGCCUCAGAGUAAGCCGUCAAUCCGACGAACGAUCGAAUUGCAUACCCGUGGCACUCACGCUUAUGCUGCUCUGCAAGGACGAAGCUCAGAGCCUGUCAGGUCUACAAGCCGAACCAGCUCUCAGGACAAUGACAUCAGCGACGAAAAUGCAGACGUCCGUAGACUACCUCGACCGCCCAUCGAACUUAUUAGGAAGGAAUCACCAAUUUCGGAACUAAACGAUGAUCCGAGCGACAGCAGCGAACAGCUGACGCAGUCGAUUGGAAUCAAGAGUACGCCAGUUCCCAUCGCAUCAUCAAGCGAUGAAGGAAGUGAUAUCGAGAUGGAGCAGCCCAUACAGUCGAUUGAAACCCGCAAUGAUCCGUUGCAUGCAGUGUUGUCUUACGACGAGCCGAAAGAAAUGGAUUGGGGGUCGUUCAUCGACUAG
This is a messenger RNA of Alternaria arborescens, 2373 nucleotides long. RefSeq lists its product as hypothetical. The coding region runs from base 1 to 2373 and encodes 790 amino acids. NCBI's taxonomy places the organism in Eukaryota, Fungi, Ascomycota, Dothideomycetes, Pleosporales, Pleosporaceae. Gene Ontology annotation, biological process: nucleolar large rRNA transcription by RNA polymerase I; transcription initiation at RNA polymerase I promoter; regulation of DNA-templated transcription. The record is from RefSeq and is a predicted model, not a curated record. Gene Ontology annotation, cellular component: RNA polymerase I upstream activating factor complex. Gene Ontology annotation, molecular function: zinc ion binding; rDNA binding; DNA-binding transcription factor activity, RNA polymerase II-specific. The transcript is spliced from 2 exons.